Messenger RNA from Dreissena polymorpha, 2238 nucleotides. RefSeq lists its product as uncharacterized. The coding region runs from base 164 to 1579 and encodes 471 amino acids. Lineage: Eukaryota; Metazoa; Mollusca; Bivalvia; Myida; Dreissenidae. The transcript has 9 exons. The record is from RefSeq and is a predicted model, not a curated record.
UCCUGCAACUGGCCUUGCGAUCACCCGGACUUCCGGGGCGUCAAGUGCCGCCAGAGCAUUUGCGGGGAGUGCAAGGCGGAAUACUUGAUUCAAGGACGAGUGGGUGCGGUGUCCGAAGAGCAGCGCCGGUGUGAACGGCGAGAUACUACCGAUUGACCGAGUGAUGGGUGACAUCUGCGUACAGGUACCAUGCGCCAUCGAGGUCUGCAUCGGACAGAGAUGUCCCGCCGUGCCCCGCGCAGUGUGCAGGCCAGAUGACUGUAACACGUGUAAACCGGCUUGGUACCUGGACAACCAACCCGUUGACUGCGUGACAGGUGAAAUCGACCAACGCCCAAUAGUGAACAGGAAGUUGCAAGUGGCUCCAUGGCAACGAACGUGCGCCCCAGGGGAGCCGCUGACGCCCUGUGACCACCGCGUGUGUGAGAAGAAGUUGUGCAGGAACUUCCCAGACGCAGUGUGCAGGCCUGACGGAUGUGGUGGCUGUGCGGACACGUGGUUCCUGGACAACAAGCUGGUAGACUGCCUCAGUGACGCCUGUCCUCCAGGAGUGCCAAUAGUUAAGUGUGUGGACGAUCCCUGCAAGUACUUCUCACACUACUGUCCCUCCGCCGAGUGCAGAGCCUCUGAAUGUGGAUCUUGCGAAGCAAAGUUCUUCUCGAACGGACAGGAGAUAGAUUGUGCUAUGCCGCCUAAAACCUGCCCUGCCGGCGUGGAGGCACGGAGCUGCCCAUGGUACACGUGUCCUGCAGAUAUCUGUCCAACAAAUAGGAGACUCAUGUGCAGGAUUGACCCAUGUGACGCCUUCUGCAAGUACGACUUCAUCGACAUCUACACUGGUGAGCCAAUGCCAUGCAGGGUAUUCGAUGGAGACGGAAGUCAGAAGCGCCAGAGGGAGGAGCAGCAGCGGGCGCAGGCGGAGGUCCGACAGGUCGCAGAUAUUUCGGUCGGUGCACAACCAUCCCUCAGAGGCCUUGUCGACACAAAGGUUGCGGAAAUCUCGGUAAAGCCGGAUAUCUUGACUGGAGGGAUGCAGCCGGUGGGAAGGAUGGUUGUCGACAACGGAAUAAAGGCGGAGCCAAUCUUGCAAAACGCCGGUCCCCCAAUCACUGACCCGGAUAUCCUGUCGCUGCUGCGGUCAUUCCCACACGAGAUGAUGAUAGUUCCCACGGCUUCUAUACAGUCUGCACUUCAGAAUGGGAAAGACAUAAUAGCGACCGCAGAGGCGGCGAUAAAGUCGCAGGUCAAAUCCGAAAAUAAGCUGCUCGGAGUGCCGCAGCAACUCCCAACUUUCGCAAAGCAGCCUGUUGAAGCCCCGAAGCCGGUUAUAGUUGAUGUUGUGAAAGAGAAAGCAGUUUCGAAGCCGGUUGUCGUUGAUGUUGUAAAGGAGAAAGCAGUUGCAUCGGUCGUUCCGCAUGUGAUACCGCCUAUACCACCGAAGGAGCAAGUGAUUACAGCCGGAAAGACACAGAUAAUAGUGGCGGGACCUUCCGAUGGUAUUUACCCAGAGCUGGGGACUAAUCAAGCCCCAGAUGCCUCUUGGACCAUCAUCAUUCCUAACGUCAUCGACGCAUCAUAAUGCGCCGAUAAAACAGGAAACACAGAUGCCGCCUUCAACGAUACCGGAAGUGAAACCUUUAUCACCCGUGAUACCUUGGGCGUCUGCGGCGGUGAGCGCCCCUGCGUCUAAAAGUAACGGAAAUGGUGACCGACAGGGCGUCCCGAUUAGCAUGAAUCUGUUUCAGAAAUGGUCGGUUAAUUAACGAGCGUACACUCCAUGUGUUUUGUAACACCGGUGGUAAUAUACAACUCUUUCGAAUGAAUUGAUUUAGUUGUUAACAAAACAACACAAUUAUAUUUAUUAGGAAUAUUGAAUUUAAAUGAUUUUAUACCUUGAGUGGAAACAACGUGGCUACCAAAAGUACGCAAUGCUGUUAUUAAGUUGCAUACAUAAAAAUAUAGAGAAAAACAGCAAAUACAUUGACACAUAAAGCAUUUCACAUAGAGCGGCAUAAUAUGUCAAUAGUAAAUAAGGGAUUUUAAUGUUACCAGCAGCAACGAUCUUGUGCAAGUGUUAAACAUGGACUUUUCACUUGCACGUUUUAAAAUGCUUGAUGCGUUAAACAUAUUGUUUGGUUCAGUGUACCUGUCCGCCUCUAAAACAUGUAAAUAAGAUGGUAAUAUUACCAAAUAUCACUAUGCACGUUUACUGAGUUAAUAAAUUUAAUUUUUAUUGUU